Messenger RNA from Coregonus sp. 'balchen', 26208 nucleotides. The record is from the annotation of a GenBank genome assembly. NCBI's taxonomy places the organism in Eukaryota, Metazoa, Chordata, Actinopteri, Salmoniformes, Salmonidae.
GUGUCAACUACAGCAGUACGGUCGGCAUGAGAGGACAUGGUUGUGUAACUAACCAAAUCGUGAUAAUUUGUUGAUAGUAAAGCUGUUCAGAGCAUAGUAUUCUGAUAUGCACGUGUAUGGAUAAAUACCCAUUAGAUUUAUUGUCGCUAAAUUAAGGAAAUAAUGUUUAGGCAGAGUAAAACAGUUCUCCAGAAACUUCGAUAUCUAAGGUGAGUAGCUAGCUAGCCAGUUAAAUACUGUAACGUUAUAUUCAAACACCUUUCCUUCAGUGGUGUCAAGUAUAUCUAUGCUUUCCUUACACGCAGGUAAACAUGUAUAGCUGUCUUCUCGCACUGUGUUCUGCUGUCUAGAACGGCAUCUAAACAAAUGUAUAGCAGCUGAUGCAAGCCAGCAAUUGUCUCUCUCUUGGCAAAUCCAGUUUCCAGGGGCUGAAUCCAUCAUGGAGGUUCAGGAGCACCUCAGCAACAGAGAGAGCAUUGCAGUACCAGGCAGGACAGAAGAUCCAUGGCUUCACAGUCAAGGAGGUAAACUGUCCAGCUCAUCACAUUAUUCACCACAGUGUUUCUCAAUCAUGGUCCUGGGGACCCAAAGGGGUGCAAAUUGUUUGCCUUAGCACUAAAACACCUGAUUCCACUAAUCAAACGCAAAAACAAAAAUGUGUAUCCCUUUGGGACCCUAGGAUUGGGAAACACCGAUCCACAACAAGAAGAACACCCUGAUUCUGAUCAGCUUCACAUAAACUUCUAGUCAAGGGUUAGUGUAAGGUCAAGAUAAAAUGUGAUAUUAUCUUCCUGUAUUUCUGCAGGUGGUUGCUGUUCCUGACCUGUUCCUUACGGCUGUCAAAUUGACCCAUGACAACACAGACGCCCAGUAUCUACACGCAGCUAGAGAUGACAAAAACAAUCUCUUUAGGUAAUAAUCCCACAUUUGUGGAAGUGGAGUGUGCUUUAUUUGGAUAAGGUCAAAUGUAAUUUGGAUUAGGUCAAAUGUAAACUUGUCCCCAGGCUCAAUUGCUACCGUGACAGAGAGAGAGUGGGCUGAUGGAAGAGAUUAGAUAAAAUUAAAUGUACUCGUUUAAUAACAAAAUUAUUUUAAGCCAGAGCUUUUUGUAAUGACAGGUUUUCCUUCUCUUGUCCUAACACCUUUGCAGUGUUCAGCUCAGGACGACCCCGAUGGACAAUACAGGGGUUCCACACAUCCUGGAACACACAGUGUUGUGUGGCUCAGAGAAAUACCCCUGCAGAGACCCCUUCUUUAACAUGCUCAACAGAUCACUCUCUACCUUCAUGAACGCAUUCACAGGUACUGUGUGUGUAUGUGUGUGUGUGUGUAACAGUGUUGCUCCCGUCCCUCUCCUCGCCCCUACCUGGGCUUGAACCAGGGACCCUCUACACACACCGACAACAGUCACCCUCAAAGCACCGUUACCCGUCGCUCCACAAAAGCCGCGGCCCUUGCAGAGCAAGGGAAACAACUACUUCAAGGUCUCAGAGCGAGUGACGUCACCGAUUGAAAUGCUACUAGCGCGCACCGCUAACUAGCUAGCCAUUUCACACCGGUUACAUGUGUGUGUCUGUGUGUGUGAAUGGUGUCUAAAAUCAUUGUUUUUAAUUCACAGCCAGUGAUUUCACCAUGUAUCCAUUCUCCACACAAAACGAGAAAGACUUCCAGAAUCUCCUCUCUGUGUAUCUGGAUGCAGUGUUUUUCCCUUGUCUAGGGGAACUAGAUUUUCGGUAAGUGUGAUGUUUAAAUAGAUGCCUCUUUAAUCAUAAUCAGUGAUAUCAGAAGUCUGGUAUUCACACCCUUGUCCUCAAUGUGUUUCAUUAAAGGCAGGAGGGAUGGAGACUGGAGAAUGAAAACCCUACAGAUCCUAGUUCCCCUUUGGUCUUCAAAGGAGUUGUCUUCAAUGAAAUGAAGGGUGCUUUUGUGAGUUAUUUAUUUCCCAACUAUUAAGAGAUUUUUUAUUAGAUUUAUUGUAAUUAUUUUGUGGGAAUUAGGCUAUGUUAAUUACAGAAUCAUUUGCUCAGGAGAUGGACAAAUGGAUGUCAUAUUGGAGUCUUACAUUUCCUCUCUGUAUGUGAUUUCAGUCAGACAAUGAGCAAGUGUAUGCCCAGCACCUCCAGAACAAGCUGUAUCCUGACCACACAUAUGGUGUGGUGUCUGGAGGGGAACCUCUGGCCAUCCCUGACCUCUCCUGGGAGCAACUCAAGCACUUCCACGCCACACACUACCACCCCAGCAACGCAAGGUACAGUCUAACACGCUGCCACACUAGCUACUGCUCCAUACUAGCAACACACUGUAAAGGACAUUGUGAUACACCAUGACCUGUACAGUACACUGUCACACAUUACCACUUAGCAAUGCACGGCACAACACUGUCACACACCCCAAUAUUAAAUACUCGGUACGGUCGCACUGUGUCUUGUCACACAACUCUGUUGGGCCUUGGCAGUAACAGGGUUUCCCCUUUUCUGCUCCUCAGGUUCUUCACCUACGGGGACCUGCCCUUAGAGCAGCACCUGAAACAGAUCCAGGAGGAGGCUCUUUCCAAGUUUGAACGCACUGAGCCUGACACUGCUGUCCCUAACCAACUCCAUUGGGACAGGCCUGUGAGUCUGCCCAUUUAGUGUCAUUGUAGCUCAGUCAGUACCAGCUGUCAGAUAUUAGUUCAUUCAUUAUCAGCUCCCAGAUAUUCAAAAUCUAUGCUCUCAACUUGAGCAACUUUGGCAAGGUCUAUGGUUUGGAAGUUUGAAUUAAUUUAACUGUAAUUGCUUAUUUGAAUGAUCUUGAUGAUAAGGUGCUGUUUGAUGAUGUUUUAAUGUCUGUUUUUUUAUGUGUGAAGCCAAAGAUACAUUUCCACAUUGUGUGGACAAUAACGUUUUUAUAAUUAUUGUAAUUCUAAUGGAUUUGUCCACAGAGAGAGGACCAUGUGACCUGCAGUCCCGAUGCUAUGGCUCCUGAUGCAGCCAAACAGAACACACUGUGUAUGAGCUACCUGCUAGGAGAGUAUGUAAUACUGGUCUACUGCAACACCAACAUUUGUUUCUCUAAAAUUGUGUCUGGGAUAGUAUACAUUGGUCAGUUUUAAAGUGACUGUAACCUCAAUUGGUGCAUACCGUGAUUUCCACAUGCAUUUUGGUCAUUUAGCUUCAAAUCAGUAAGUGAUAAUGUAGUGGUCUCAUUCAUGUGUUCUUCUCUCUGCAGUAUCACAGAUACGUUUGAGGGCUUCACCCUGAGUCUGCUGUCCUCUCUGAUGGUCUCUGGACCCAACGCUCCCUUCUACAAGGCCCUUAUAGAACCCAAGAUAGGAACAGACUUCUCUUCUGUCGUAGGGUAUGUUCAAGUGGGAGGUGUUUAGAACUCACUUUGUUACAUGAGAACAACAUUGUCAUAGUAUGCUGGGGAGCAAUGAAAUAAAUGUUGUUUAAAGUUUUUACCUUUUGAGUGAAACAGUAUAUACUUAAUUUACCAGUGUAUAUAUAUUUUUCAGAUAUGAUGGGAGCACCAAAGAGGCAUCGUUCAGUAUUGGCUUACAAGGAAUGGCCGAAGAAGAUAUAGAGAGAGUCAAGCAAAUCAUCAUCCAAACCAUUGAUGAGAUCAUUGCGUAAGUACACUUGCUGCUAAUGUUUCUUGUAACUUUUUUCAUUACAAUAAUGCCAUGUCAUCUAACUGUACUUCCCUCCUAAUGGUACAGUAAUGGAUUUGAGGAGGAGAGGAUAGAGGCCCUGCUUCAUAAGAUUGAGAUCCAGAUGAAACAUCAGUCUACCAGCUUCGGCCUGUCUCUGGCCUCGGUGAGUACAGUACAAGGCCCCAGCAUGACUAGUGUCUCCCCUGUGCUAUUUUAACCAUGAACAAGUCAUUGAAAAGUCCCUAAACACACACAUGCACACCCUAUACAGAGAUUAAAUGUGCAGGGAAUUAAAUUGUACAGUGAGCUCCUAAAGUAUUGGGACAGUGACACAUUAUUUGUUGUUUUGGUUCUGUACUCCAGCACAUUGGAUUUGAAAUGAUUUUACAUUUACAUUUUUAGUCAUUUAGCAGACGCUCUUAUCCAGAGCGACUUACAGUUAGUGAGUGCAUACAUCAUUUUUAUUUUUCAUACUGGCCCCCCGUGGGAAUCGAACCCACAACCCUGGCGUUGCAAACGCCAUGCUCUACCAACUGAGCAACAUCCCUGCCGGCCAUUCCCUCCCCUACCCUGGACAACGCUGGGCCAAUUGUGCGGCGCUCCAUGGGUCUCCCGGUCGCGGCCGGCUACGACAGAGCCUGGAUUCGAACCAGAAUCUCUAGUGGCACAGCUAGCACUGCGAUGCAGUGCCUUAGACCACUGCGCCCCUCAAAGGGUGCCAGCUUUGCAACCCAUCUCUGCUCGCAUGCAUCGUCUCGUCUUUGUAAGAAUAUAUUUGAGUGGAUUGUUGUCGGUCCACACAGUAAACUUAUGCCCUCGCAGCCAAUGGCUGAAUUUAUCAUGAGUGGCCCAUUUCAUGGCUAGAAAUUCCAGCCGGUGAGCAGGAUACUUGGAUUGUGCAUGAUUAAGAGAUUUACUAGCAAAAGCUAUCGGCCUGGCUAUGUCCUUCCCAUCUUGCACUUGUGAUAGUACAGCUCCCAAACCACUAGUAGAUGCAUCCACGGAAAGUAGAAAUGGCUGAGUAAAAUCUGGAUGAACCAGCAGUGCCUGGUCAACUAGUGCUGAUUUCAAAGCUUCAAAAGCGAGUCGACAUUCGGCAGUCCAGUCUGCAGCAGUGAGCCUGCGAGGGGGACCAGGCCUCUUCCUACCCUUGCCUCUCCUAGGCUUCUUCUGACCUGUAGUUAGCUGAAACAAUGGCCUAGCAACCAUGAAACAAUUCUCAAUGUAGUGCUGAUAGUAUACUACCAUACCAAGGAAAUAACCUAUUUUGAUAGGAGACGGUGUGACACCAUCAGCUUCCAUUAUCUCACUCUGUCACAUUCAAAAUGGUUUGAACUUUAGCAGGGUCAGUGGCUACACCCUCCUGAGAAAUGAUGUGGCCCAAAAACUUAACAGACCUCCUCAGAAACUUGCACUUAGACGGAGACAGUUUAAGGUUGUGCUCCUGCAACAGCUGAAAAACCAUCUCAAGUCUCUGCAGACUCUCUUCCUCCGUCUUAGCAAAAACCAUCAGAUCAUCCAAGUAACAAAGGAGACUUAGAACGUUUUGGUCACCAAAGAUGGUCAGCAUCAUUCUCAUAAAAGUAGCCGGGCUGUUGCAGAGGCCCUGAGGUAACCGAUUGUACUCGUGCAGACCUAAAGGGGAGGAAAAGGCAGUGUAUUUCUUGUCCUCUUCAUGCAGUGGCACGUUGUAAUACCCUGACGUCAAAUCCAUUGUGCUGAAGAAGGCAUUACCUCCCAGCGCGGCCAGUACAUCAGCCUGAUGAGGCAGGGGAUGAGCAUCCUUUACUGUGCGGGCAUUUAACCACCUGAAGUCAGUACAUAGGCGCAAGUCCCCAUUCUUUUUCCAUACCAGCACCAAUGGUGAGGCAUACUCGCUGCUGGAUUUUCUGACGAUUUCCUUUUCCUCCAUAUCAUCCAGUGUUUCCCUGAGUUUUUGGUAAUGAGCUGGAGACAGCCUACGAUAAGGUCAUCGAAAUGGGCGGUCAUCAGUCAGCCGUAUGCGAAGGCAGAACUCCUUUGCCUCGCCACAAUCUAGGCUAUGUCUAGAGAACACUGUGUCAUACUUCCCAAUUAAGUUGACAAGUUUAUCUUUCCAGAACUGUGAAACUGGACACUCCUCAACAGACAGGCCUUGAAGUCCAAGAUUCCUCAGUGUACUGUUGCCAUUAUCUACACUGCCACCAACUGAACUCUUAGCUGUCAGACUGCCAUGUGAUCUGUCACAUUGAGCCUUUGCCACAUUCUGAUGAGCUGCUUGCUGCUUGACAUCAUUAAAAUACUCCAAUGCAAUGCAAGGGUACACAUCCGCCACUUUAGCAUUUCGUCUCAGGGUAACUGGCGAUGUUGUUGGAUUCACAAUCUUCACAGGGAGCCAUCCAUCCCCCCACAGAGGCGUAACUACUCUCCCCACUAGUAUGUGUCGAUUCACACAACGAGACGUGCUGGGCUCGACAACAACAGUACUGCCCACAGAGAGUUUUGUCUUUGGGGGUAGGCGGCCCCACACCAGAUGCUCACUCAUGGGUUGGAGCGUUACUGCUCUCUUCAACUUAAUGGUGCCCACUUUAUCUGGGAUGGAGGCACUCUGUCAACUUACAUUUGAGGGUAUUUUCAUCCAUAUCGGGUAAACCGUUUCGAAAUUACAGGACUUUUUGUAUAUAGUCCCCCCAUUUUAGGGGACCAAAAGUAUUGGGUCAAAUUACUUAUGUGUAUUAAUGUAGUAAAAGUUAAGUAUUUGGUCCCAUAUUCAUAGCACGCAAUGACUACAUCAAGCUUGUGACUACAAAUUUGUUGGAUUCAUUUGCUGUUUGUUUUGGUUGUGUUUCAGUUUAUUUUGUGCCCAAUGUGUCAUUUUGGAGUCACUUUUAUUGUAAAUAAGAAUAGAUAUGUUUCUAAACACUUCUACAUUAAUGUGGACGCUACCAAUGUUAUGGAUAGUCCUGAAUGAAUCGUGAAUAAUGAUGAGUGAGAAAGUUAGAUGCACAGAUUGUAUCAUUUCAAAUCCAAAGUGCUGGAGUACAGAGCCAAAACAACCAAAAAUGUGUCACUGUCCCAAUACUUUUGAAGCUCACUGUAUAUAAAGACAGACUCAAGAAUAUCCAUAGUGAUUGUCCUGGGAGCAGCUCCUGUAUACGGUAUGACCUCUGGUAAGUGUACUAUUCCGUUAGUCAGCACCUCUCUAUCUAUUUUGGUGUUUUGUGUGGGUCAACUCAUGCUUACUUGUCUCUGCCAUACAUAACUUCCUGCUGGAACCAUGAUGGACACACACACACAGAAACACACACACCUGGGUGCAGCUCUUGUGUACAGUGUAACCAUGUUUCCUCCUGUAUGUUGUCUCUCGGCUAACAGUACAUAGCUUCCUGUUGGAACCAUGAUGGUGACCCGGUUCAGCUGCUGAAGGUCAGCGACAGUGUGACCCAGUUCAGGCAGGCCUUGAAGAACAACCCUCACUUCCUCCAGGAGAAAGUCCUGCACUACUUCAAGGUGAGUAACCAGACAGGAGAAAAUAAGUUGAGUUUUAAGUUUCAGUAUAGAUAGCAUCUGAAUUGCGUAUGUAACAGAUACAGAUACAGCAGUCUAAUCAAGAAAGUUGAGAAGUCAUCAUGCAGGUUUCAUAGACCAGGGUGUUGUUGAAAGCAGAAAAUGACAUCAUUUUUAUUUUUUUAUUUUAUUUAUUUCACCUUUAUUUAACCAGGUAAGCCAGUUGAGAACAGGUUCUCAUUUACAACUGCGACCUGGCAGAUCAGUGUAAUGAUGUCACUUACAUGACACUAUUUAGUGUUAUGGUCAUGUCACAUGAGUGUCAUGUUUGUGCCCGUGUAGGAUAAUACUCACAGACUGACUCUGUCUAUGAGUCCUGAUGAGGCGUACCUGGAGAAACAGGCCAAAGCAGAGCAGGAUAAACUCCAGAAGAAGGUACAGGCUCUGUCUGAGAGUGACAAGAAAGACAUCUAUGAGAAAGGUCAGUUCUACGCCUAUAGAGGAGAAUAGAGAGACUCAUUGACUUCAUUAUGAAAACAUUUUUUAAUUUUGUGUUGUUUUCAAUUCAGGUCUUGAGCUGCUAUCGGUUCAGAGCAAGAUCCAGGAUGCCUCAUGUCUCCCUGCCCUGAAAGUAUCUGACAUUGAACCAACGAUAGCAGUCACACGUGUAGAGAUGGGCGCUGCAGGUACAGUACUUACUGUAUUAUUGGAUACACACUGACGCUACACUCUAGUUACUCUGGGUUCUGAGAUUACACUCUAGUCCACCCAGUCGGUCUAAAACAACAUGCACGGUACUAUGGAUACAUUUUGAUGUACAAUUUCUCAGUAUGAGUAGACUGACAAAUGAACUAGUCCAUACGUCAAGACAGAAAUUCUGUAGCUCCCUGGAGAAUCAGUCCUUGAAGUUGAACAUUAGGACGCUCAGGUAAUUUGUCUCAUGGUUUUGCCUACCUUUGACAUUUGUCCUGUUCUACUCUCUUCACCCCACUAGGAGGAGUACCAGUGCAGUACUGUGAGCAGCCCACCAAUGGCAUGGUCUACUUCAGAGCUAUGUGUAGUCUCAACAGCCUCCCUGAGGACCUCAAACUAUACGUGCCCCUCUUCUGCAGUGUCAUCACCAAGUGAGUCCAGACCCCAUAUGAUAUGACAUAUCAUUUGUGUAUUGUCCAGAAGGCUUAGCUCGUGUGGUUUCAUAUACAGUUGAAGUCAGAAGUUUAAAUACACCUUAGCCAAAUACAUUUAAACUCAGUUUUUCACAAUUUCUGACAGUAAAAAUUCCCUGUCUUAGGUCAGUUAGGAUCACCACUUUAUUUUAAGAAUGUGAAAUGGCAGAAUAAUAGUAGAGUUAUUUAUUUCAGCUUUUAUUUAUUUCAUCACAUUCCCAGUGGGUCAGAAGUUUACAUACACUCAAUUAGUAUUUGGUAGCAUUGCCUUUAAAUUGUUUAACUUGGGUCAAAUGUUUCGGGUAGCCUUCCACAAGCUUCCCACAAUAAGUAAUGUGAAUUUUGGCCCAUUCCUCCUGACAGAGCUGGUGUAACUGAGUCAGGUUUGUAGGCCUCCUUGCUCGCACACGCUUUUUCAGUUCUGCCCACAAAUGUUCUAUAGGAUUGAGGUCAGGGCUUUGUGAUGGCCACUCCAAUACCUUGACUUUGUUGUCCUUAAGCCAUAUUGCCACAACUUCGGAAGUAUGCUUGGGGUCAUUGUCCAUUUGGAAGACCCAUUUGCGACCAAGCUUUAACUUCCUGACUGAUGUCUUGAGAUGUUGCUUCAAUAUAUCCACAUAAUUUUGUGAAGUGCACCAGUCCCUCCUGCAGCAAAGCACCCCCACAGCAUGAUGCUGCCACCCCUGUGCUUCACGGUUGGGAUGGUGUUCUUGGCUUGCAAGCAUCCCCCUUUUUCCUUCAAACAUAACGAUGGUCGUUAUGGCCAAACAGUUAUAUUUUUGUUUCAUCAGACCAGAGGACAUUUCUCCAAAAAGUACGAUCUUUGUCCCCAUGUGCAGUUGCAAACUGUAGUCUGGCUUUUUUAUGGCGGUUUUGGAGCAGUGGCUUCUUCCUUGCUGAACGGCUUUUCAGGUUAUGUCGAUAUAGGACUCGUUUUACUGUGGAUAUAGAUACUUUUGUACCUGUUUCCUCCAGCAUCUUCACAAGGUUCUUUGCUGUUCUGGGAUUGAUUUGCACUUUUCGCACCAAAGUACGUUCAUCUCUAGGAGACAGAACGCGUCCUGAGCGGUAUGACAGCUGCGUGGUCCCAUGGUGUUUAUACUUGCAUACUAUUGUUUGUACAGAUGAACGUGGGACCUUCAGGCGUUUGGAAAUUGCUCCCAAGGAUGAACCAGACUUGUGGAGGUCUACAAUUUUUUUCCUGAGGUCUUGGCUGAUUUCUUUUGAUUUUCCCAUGAUGUCAAGCAAAGAGGCACUGAGUUUGAUGGUAGGCCUUGAAAUACAUCCACAGGUACACCUUCAAUUGACUCAAAUGAUGUCAAUUAGCCUAUCAGAAGCUUCUAAAGCCAUGACAUCAUUUUCUGGAAUUUUCCAAGCUGUUUAAAGGCAUAGUCAACUUAGUGUAUGUAAACUUCUGACCCACUGGAAUUGUGAUACAGUGAAUUAUAAGUGAAAAAUUAAUUGUGUCAUGCACAAAGUAGAUGUCCUAACCGACUUGCCAAAACUAUAGAUUGUUAACAAGAAAUGUGUGGAGUGGUUGAAAAACGAGUUUUAAUGACUAAGUGUAUGUAAACUUCCGACUUCAACUGUACAUAAAUUAAGUUGCAGGCAAUGGAGGUAGUUGCAAUUGGGAUAUAGACUAUUAAGCUUUUGUCCUGAGAAUGUCGGUCAGUCUGGGUUACUGAAGUGAUUGUGAGACGGCGUGCUGUGUUGGUUGUUAGGUGAUUUGUGAAAAGGUAAUGGGAGUGUGUGUUAUUUCAGGAUGGGGUGUAAGGUGUGUAUGAUAAGGAGUGUGUGUUGGUCCCGUGUGGCUGUAAGAUAAGACAUAUGAUAAUUGAAAACGUGUGUUAUUUCAGGAUGGGCUGUGGAAGGCUGGACUACAGGCAGCAGGCCCAGCAGAUGGAGCUGAAGACAGGAGGCAUGUCCAUCUCCACAUCGGUCAACCCUGACUACUCUAACAUGGACAUGUAUGAACAGGUCAGUCCCCAGCCAGUCAGUCAGUCACCAUAAAGCCUAGUUUAUACCUUACGCAAGUACGCAAUGCAAUUAGCUACAAGAAAGAGCAUUCUCCAUCACCUCUGUCUGAUUCACAGGGAGUCCUCCUCUCAUCUUCCUGCCUGGAGAGGAAUCUUCCUGAUAUGUUUCACCUGUGGAGUGACAUAUUCAACAGGUAGGCUCACAUGUCCAUCAGAAUAAUACCAUGGCACAUAGAACAGUAAUAAAUGGUUAUAUGUUCUUAUCAGAUAAUUAUCAAACUGUAAAUAAUCCAUCUAUGGUCACUAAUAAUCCACAUGUUCAUUGUUUUCUAAUAAAUCAUUUGAUUGAUAUUAUUUGAGCCCUUCUCGCUCUCUGCUGUGAACCUUGAACCACAGCCCGCACUUUGAUGACGAGGAGCGUCUGCGUGUGCUGGUCAUGAUGUCGGCUCAGGAACUGGCCAAUGGGAUCUCUUACUCUGGUCACAUGUAUACCAUGACGCGGGCGGCUCGCAACCUUACCCCAACAGGAGAACUACAGGAGACCUUCGGAGGGAUGGAGCAGGUGAGAGAGGGGGGAGAACUGUGGUGAAGUCAAACCAUGUAACCUGAGGGUCUACAAGCGAAGAAAAAGCUCUAUGACGAAGGACACUGGUAUUGUAGCCUCUGAAUGAGAAUAUAAUGCACUUCUGUACACUCAAAUGAAAGAAAUCUCAGUUUUCUUGUGUAUCUUGAAUAUCAGGUCAAGUUUAUGAAGAGGGUCGCAGAAAUGCCAGACCUCACCCAAGUUCUACGGACACUUCCUAGAAUCAAGAGGCACAUUCUCAACCCACUGAACAUGAGGUGGGCAUAGUCUUUACACGUGACCGCUACUUAUCAAAGGUUAAGAUUUUACUAUGAUUUCUCUAUGUUGACUUUACGUAAAGUGUCUUACAACUUCUUGUUAUUCGGACAGAUGUGCGGUUAACGCAACACCGCAGAAGAUGUCUAAUGCCGCUGGACAAUUGGAUAACUUCAUGUGUAACGUUGCUUCCAAUAAGAAGGAUUGCAAACCAGUCCUGCCCAAUAUCACUGAGGUAUGAAUUUGUCACACUAUCUUGGUACUGUACUGAGACUGCACUGUAACCAAGUGAAAUGAGUACUGUGUCUGUGUCCAAAAUUGCACCCUAUUCCCUACAUAGUGCACUAUUUUUGACCAGGGCCCAUAUGUAGAGAAUAGGGUCGCAUUUGGGAUGAAGCCUGUAUCUUGGUGUUUUUAUCCACUUUUCUUUUGAUCCUAACAGAGACCUCUUGACCCACUGGCAGCCCCUGGAUCUGGCCCAAGUAGAAAACUUGUCGCUGUGCGUACCGCCUCCACUUUGAAACUAGGCCCUGGGGCCGUAUGUACUGUAUCAAGCAUCUCAAUAGGAAUACUGAUUUAGGAUCAGUUUUGCCUUUUAGAUCACAAUGAAUAAGAUUACAUGGUGGACGGGGGACCUGAUCCUAGAUCAGCACACCUACUCUCAGACGCUUGAUCCAUACAGCCCCUGAACAUUAGUUUGACCUUCCUUUCAUUGUUGUUAAGUAACACUUAUUUAUCAUUGGUCUCUGACCUCCAUAUUCUACCAUUGAGCUAAUGUGAGUGUGUUUGAUCAUCCCCACACAGGAGCCCAACUUCAAGCCCUGCCAGAUGAAGACAUUUUUCCCAAUGCCCUUCCCAAUCAACUUUGUCAGCGAGUGUAUCCGCACCGUGCCCUUCACCCAUGAGGACUAUGCCAGGUGACUGUCUUAAUACUGUGUAAAGCUUCCACCCUAGUAGUUCAUGUUCCAUGUCUUUCCAUACCCUCUCACAUCCAUGUUUACAUUUACUGGGGUUCCAAAAUUCUGGUUACUUUUCCAAAAUUCCCUGAUCUUCCAGACAUCCUGUGUUGGUAUAUUUCUGGAAUCGUGGAGAAAAUGCACAAAAUCCAGAAUCCUUCAACCAGGAUUUCUGGAAAACUUGGGAUAUUUCAGAAAGUUACCAGAAUUCUGCAGCCCGUUAUUUACCCAUGCUCGUCCCCUCUCUCCCUCAGCCUGAAUAUCCUGGCCCGGAUGAUGACUGCUAAAUACCUGCAUGGAGAGAUCAGAGAAAAGGGUGGCGCCUACGGUGGAGGGGCCAGGAUGGGAGGAGGACUAUUCACCUUCUAUUCAUACAGGUGUGUAAUGUAUCGAUAUACUGUAAUAAAACAGGAUUAUAUUGUUCUCAAACAGGUUUUAAUAGUAGUUAACCAGAUUAAAACAUGACAGAGUCACUGUCAAAAGAAAAUCUCCAAAACUGGAACUUCUCAGGAAAUUGAAAAACCUGCCAUAUUUGACCAUUGAUGAACAACAUACAAUCACGAAACAUCAGAACUAUUUUGAAUGCAUUUUCUUGAUCCUAGAGUCAUGAAAUGUUCAGAAUACAUUAAGAGGAGUUAUACAUGUACAAUUUUAAUACAUUAGAUCACUUUUUCUCAUAUUUAAUUUGCAUGUCCCUGUGUUGAUUUCAGAGACCCCAACUCAGUACAGACUCUGUCAGCGUUCCGUAAGGGUGUGGACUGGGCCAGAUCAGGACAGUUUACCCAGCAGGACAUUGAUGAGGCCAAGCUGUCCGUGUUCUCAGCCGUGGACUCCCCCGUCGCCCCCUCCGAUAAAGGUAGAGCCUGCGUAUAACACCCUAUUCCCUAUACAGUGGGGAGAACAAGUAUUUGAUACACUGCCGAUUUUGCAGGUUUUCCUACUUACAAAGCAUGUAGAGGUCUGUAAUUUUUUAUCAUAGGUACACUUCAACUGUGAGAGACGGAAUCUAAAACAAAAAUCCAGAAAAUCACAUUGUAUGAUUUUUAAGUAAUUCAUUUGCAUUUUAUUGCAUGACAUAAGUAUUUGAUACAUCAGAAAAGCAGAACUUAAUAUUUGGUACAGAAACCUUUGUUUGCAAUUACAGAGAUCAUACGUUUCCUGUAGGUCUUGACCAGGUUUGCACACACUGCAGCAGGGAUUUUGGCCCACUCCUCCAUACAGACCUUCUCCAGAUCCUUCAGGUUUCGGGGCUGUUGCUGUUCAAUACGGACUUUCAGCUCCCUCCAAAGAUUUUCAAUUGGGUUCAAUUCCGGCUCUCACAGACCUGUUCGUUUUUCUUUAAGAAGCCCUCCUGUUCUCCACUCAUUACCUGUAUUAACUGCACCUGUUUGAACUCAUUACCUGUAUAAAAGACACCUGUCCACACACUCAAUCAAACAGACUCCAACCUCUCCACAAUGGCCAAGACCAGAGAGCUGUGUAAGGACAUCAGGGAUAAAAUUGUAGACCUGCACAAGGCUGGGAUGGGCUACAGGACAAUAGGCAAGCAGCUUGGUGAGAAGGCAACAACUGUUGGCGCAAUUAUUAGAAAAUGGAAGAAGUUCAAGAUGACGGUCAUUCACCCUUGGUCUGGGGCUCCAUGCAAGAUUUCACCUCGUGGGGCAUCAAUGAUCAUGAGGAAGUUGAGGGAUCAUCCCAGAACUACACGGCAGGACCUGGUCAAUGACCUGAAGAGAGCUGGAACCCAGUCUCAAAGAAACCAUUAGAAACACACUACACCGUCAUGGAUUAAAAUCCUGCAGCGCACGCAAGGUCCCCCUGCUCAAGCCAGCGCAUGUCCAGGCCCGUCUGAAGUUUGCCAAUGAUCAUCUGGAUGAUCCAGAGGAGGAAUGGGAGAAGGUCAUGUGGUCUGAUGAGACAAAAAUAUAGCUUUUUGGUCUAAACUCCACUCCCCGUCUUUGGAGGAAGAAGAAGGAUGAGUACAACCCCAAGAACACCAUCCCAACCGUGAAGCAUGGAGGUGGAAACAUCAUUCUUUGGGGAUGCUUUUCUACAAAGGGGACAGGACGACUGCACCGUAUUGAGGGGAGGAUGGAUGGGGCCAUGUAUCGCGAGAUCUUGGCCAACAACCUCCUUCCCUCAGUAAGAGCAUUGAAGAUGGGUCGUGGCUGGGUCUUCCAGCAUGACAACGACCCGAAACACACAGCCUGGGCAACUAAGGAGUGGCUCCGUAAGAAGCAUCUCAAGGUCCUGGAGUGGCCUAGCCAGUCUCCAGACCUGAACCCAAUAGAAAAUCUUUGGAGGGAGCUGAAAGUCCGUAUUGCCCAGCGACAGCCCCGAAACCUGAAGGAUCUGGAGAAGGUCUGUAUGGAGGAGUGGGCCAAAAUCCCUGCUGCAGUGUGUGCAAACCUGGUCAAGACCUACAGGAAACGUAUGAUCUCUGUAAUUGCAAACAAAGGUUUCUGUACCAAAUAUUAAGUUCUGCUUUUCUGAUGUAUCAAAUACUUAUGUCAUGCAAUAAAAUGCAAAUGAAUUACUUAAAAAUCAUACAAUGUGAUUUUCUGGAUUUUUGUUUUAGAUUCCGUCUCUCACAGUUGAAGUGUACCUAUGAUAAAAAUUACAGACCUCUACAUGCUUUGUAAGUAGGAAAACCUGCAAAAUCGGCAGUGUAUCAAAUACUUGUUCUCCCCUCUGUAUAGUGCACUACUUUUGACCAGAGCCCUAUGCGUAUCCCUAUGGGCCCUGGUUAAAAGUAGUGCACUAUGUAGAGAAUAAGGUGCCAUUUGGGAUGCACUCAGAGCCUUCCAUACUGAACAGAAACCACACUGGUAAUAAAUACUACAGCUGACAAAAGAUGUGCCCUUCCUUAUCGCUCCUGGAGUUGUCUAAAUGCCAACUCUAAAUCUCUUUACCUGACAUUUAACAUGCUGUUCUUUUGUGUCCUGUUUUACUGUACAUGAGGACAGCACUGGACACAUUUACAGUGUCUACAAAGAGAGACAUUUAAUUAGAGAGGUUGUCCCUUACCAGGGUCUCACUUUGGAGAGAAAUACAUGUCUGACUUCUAAAUGACAUGUUAUAAAUGGACCAAAACAAAGAGAUGAAAAAGACCAACUGUCAAUCCAUGUCUUGACACACCACCGUGUUGCAGGUAUGGGCCGUUUCCUGAGUGGAAUCACAGAUGAGCUGAAACAGGCCCACAGAGAGAGACUCUUUGCUGUCACAGACAAGAGGAUUGUCGAUGUGGCUGGCAGGUAAUGUAGUUUUGGUUGAAUAUCAUUUCAGGUGUUGAAUCUGUAUACAGAUAUAAAUAUCUGCCUGUUUUUUGAGUGCUCCAACUACAGUUGACCAGUUUGUCAUUUUUGAAGUUGUUCCUAGGUAAGCCAUAUUACUGGACUGAAUGACAUUUUAUAUGCAGAGAAUGGCCAUUUAAUAUUUGGGAUUGAUGUUUUACACAGGUACCUUGGCAUUGGACGGAGGACAUGUGGAGUUGCUAUUAUGGGCCCCGAGAAUGACACCAUCAAGAAAGACCCCUCAUGGGUGGUAAAAUAACCAGACAUCAUGGAAUUAUCCACUUUUGUAUUUUCCAAUUAAGAGACUUCAGAUGCACUGUGUCAUAAGAUGGUGAACAUCAAUGUUACUUGAUUGUCCUGAAUAACUGGACUGUGGUUGCACUGUUUCCGGUAAUAAUAUUACUUGAAGUGUAUUGAAUUAACCAGAAAGUCUUUGUUUUUUGGGCAAAAACUGAAUGCGCACAACAGAGAACAGAUGCUCCCAUAGAUAACAUUACAUCUAACCUCACCUCGAUACCAUAUUCAUAAUAUACAAAUAUGACAACAUACAUUUCAUUUAUUAGUAUAAUUUCUAGACAUUGGUAUAAUUUCUAGACAUAGACUCACCUCUGGCUUCUAAAUGUAUGCAAGUAUGUACAAAGAUGGCUUCUGUUUAUUGAAAUACUGUAUUUCCAUAGGGUACAUAUAAUGUAUAAUGAAUAAAAAUAUAAAUGCACCAUGUGAAGUGUUGGUCCCAUGUUUCAUGAGCAGAAAUAAAAGAUCCCAGCCAUUUUCCAUCCGCAUAAAAAACUUUUCUCUCAAAUGUUGUGCACAAAUUUGUUUACUUCCCUGUUAGAGAGCAUUUCUCCUUUGCCAAGAUAAUCCAUCCACCUAACCGGUGUAGCAUAUCAAGAAGCUGAUUAAACAGCAUGAUAAUUACACAGGUGCUGGGGACAAUAAAAGGCCACUAAAAUGUGCAGUUUAUUCACACAUCACAAUGCUACAGAUGUGUCAAGUUUUGAGGGAGCGGGCAAUUGGCAUUCUGACUGCAGGAACAUCCACCAGAGCUGUUGCCAGAGAAUUGAAUGUUCAUUUCUCUACCAUAAGCCGCAUCCAACGUCAUUUUAGAGAAUUUGGCAGUACGUCCAACCGGCCACACAACAGCAGACCACGUGUAACCACGCCACCCCAGGACCUCCACAUCCGGCUUCUUCACCUGCGGGAUGGUGUGAGACCAGCCACCCAGACAGCUGAUGAAACAGUGGCUUUGCACAACCGAAUAAUUUCGUCAGAAACUGUCUCCGGGAAGCUCAUCUGCGUGCUCGUCAUCCUCACCAGGGUCUUGACCUGACUGCAGUUCGGCGUCGUAACCGACGUCAGUGGGCAAAUGCUCACCUUCAACGGCCAUUUUCAGCAUUAUAAUGCAUGGCCCCAUGUCGCAAGGAUCUGUACACAAUUCCUGGAAGCUGAAAUUGUCCCAGUUCUUCCAUGGCCUGCAUACUCACCAAACAUGUCACCCGUUGAGCAUGUUUGGUAUGCUUUGGAUCGACGUGUAUGAUAGUGUGUUCCAGUUCCCACCAAUAUCCAGCAACUUUGCACAGCCAUUGAAGAGGAGUGGGACAACAUUCCUCAGGCCACAAUCAACAGCCUGAUCAACUCUAUGUGAAGCAGAUGUGUCGCGCUACAUGAGGCAAAUGGUUUUCUGAUCCAUGCCCCUACUUACUUUUUUUAAGGUAUCUGUGACCAACAGAUGCAUAUGUGUUCCCAGUCAUGUGAAAUCCAUAGAUUAGGGCCUAAUAAAUGUUUUUCAAUUACAUUUUUCCUUAUACAGUGCCUUGCAAAAGUAUUCAUCCCCCUUGGCGUUUUUUCCUAUUUUGUUGCAUUACAACCUGUAAUUUAAAUGGAUUUUUAAUUGGAUUUCAUGUAAUGGACAUACACAAAAUAGUCCAAAUUGGUGAAGUGAAAUGAAAAAAAUUACUUCUUACAAAAAAUUCUAAAAAAUUAAUAAUGGAAAAGUGGUGCUGUAUUCACCCCCUUUGCUAUGAAGCCCCUAAAUAAGAUCUGGUGCAACCAAUUACCUUCAGAAGUAACAUAAUUAGUUAAAUAAAGUCCACCUGUGUGCAAUCUAAGUGUCACAUGAUCUGUCACAUGAUCUCAGUAUAUAUUCACCUGUUCUGAAAGGCCCCAGAGUCUGCAACACCAGCAAGCAAGGGGCACCACCAAGCAAUCAGCAGCAUGAAGACCAAGGAGCUCUCCAAACAGGUCAUGGACAAAGUUGUGGAGAAGUACAGAUCAGGGUUGGGUUAUAAAAAAAUAUCAGAAACUUUGAACAUCCCACCGAGCACCAAUAAAUCCAUUAUUAAAAAACUAAAAGAAUAUGGCACCACAACAAACCUGCCAAGAGAGGGCCACCCACCAAAACUCACGGACCGGGCAAGGAGGGCAUUAAUCAGAGAGGCAACAAAGAGACCAAAGAUAACUCUGAAGGAGCUUCAAAGCUCCACAGCAGAGAUUGGAGUAUCUGUCCAUAGGACCACUUUAAGCCGUACACUCCACAGAGCUGGGCUUUAUGGAAGAGUGGCCAGAAAAAAAGCCAUUGCUUAAAGAAAAAAAUAAGCAAACACGUUUGGUGUUCGCAAAAAGGCAUGUGGGAGAGUCCCCAAACAUAUGGAAGGAGGUACUCUGGUCAGAUGAGACAAAAAUUGAGCUUUUUGGCCAUCAAGGAAAACGCUAUGUCUGGCGCAAAUCCAACACCUCUCAUCACCCCGAGAACACCAUCCUGCUGUGGGGAAUUUUUUCAAUCGUCAGGGACUGAGAAACUGGUCAGAAUUGAAGGAAUGAUGGAUGGCACUAAAUACAGGGAACUUCUUGAGGGAAACUUGUUUCAGUCUUCCAGAGAUUUGAGACUGGGACGGAGGUUCACCUUCCAGCAGGACAAUGACCCUAAGCAUACUGCUAAAGCAACACUUGAGUGGUUUAAGGGGAAACAUUUAAAUGUCUUGAGAAUCUGUGGUAUGACUUAAAGAUUGCUGUACACCAGCAGAACCCAUCCAACUUGAAGGAGCUGGAGCAGUUUUGCCUUGAAGAAUGAGCAAAAAUCCCAGUGGCUAGAUGUGCCAAGCUUAUAGAGACAUACCCCAAGAGACUUGCAGCUGUAAUUGCUGCAAAAGGUGGCUCUACAAAGUAUUGACUUUGGUGGGGCUAAUAGUUAUGCACGCUCAAGUUCUGUUUUUUUCUCUUAUUUCUUGUUUGUUUCACAAUAAUAAAUAUUUUGCAUCUUCAAAGUGGUAAGCAUGUUGUGUAAAUCAAAUUAUACAAACCCCCCAAAAAUCAAUUUUAUUCCAGGUUGUAAGGCAACAAAAUAGGAAAAAUGCCAAGGGGGUGAAUACUUUCGCAAGCCACUGUAUGAACUGUAACUCAGUCAAAUCUUUGAAAUUGUUGCAUGUUGCGUUGAUAUUUUUGUUCAGUGUAUGUAUUAUGUAUUUUUGUUCAGUGUAUGUAUUAUGUAUAUGUAUGUAAAAUAUGACCAUUGUAAUACAACAACGUGUCAUUGAUGAUAUAUAUCCUGAACUCACUAGCAUUGUUCAAUCAGCCUGAUCUCACAUUCUGUUACACUACAAGUGGAGUGAAACGAAACAAUGACAAGCCACGAGGUCUGACAACUUGGAUGGAAAAUUACUGAGGAAAAUAGCGGACAAUAUUGCCACUCCUAUUUGCCAUAUCUUCAAUUUAAGCCUACUAGAAAGUGUGUGCCCUCAGGCCUGGAGGGAAGCAAAAGUCAUUCCGCUACCUACGAAGUAAUAAAGCCCCCUUUACUGGCUCAAAUAGCUGACCAAUCAGCCUGUUACCAUCUGUUAUGAUGAGUUUCUCUGACAUCAAGUAAUUCAGUAUGCAAGAAGAUGGAGAGUUGAUUCAAAGUAUUUCAUAUUGCGGUACCGGGUUCACAUAGCAAACGGCACGUGGGUGGCCCAUUGCUAUCUGAACUCACUGAACAAAGGAAAUCUCUUAGCUUAUAUACUUGUUUGCAAGCUAAUUCUAUCCAACAGUUGCCAACCGUUAUUGAGUGUCACUCCUCACCAGAAUAGAAUCACCGUUUAUGGUAUUGUGUUGCACCCUAGUCAGGAUAUUCCAUCACGCACUCCUUCUAAGAUUAGCACCAGUGACCCCCCAGCUAUCUUGGCCCGCAUACCUUCUGGCACCCACCAGUGACAUAAAUAAAUACAUGGAAUGUCCUCAUUCUCCAAAUCCUUAUGCAGCUCACAAUAUCAAACAUUUACUAAUCCUGUAUAAAAGACGUAAUAUUCACCAACCCUUAGUAAAGUUUGGGAAAAAAUGGUGUUUGACCAGAUACAGUGGGGAAAAAAAAGUAUUUAGUCAGCCACCAAUUGUGCAAGUUCUCCCACUUAAAAAGAUGAGAGAGGCCUGUAAUUUUCAUCAUAGGUACACGUCAACUAUGACAGACAAAUUGAGCAUUUUUUUCUCCAGAAAAUCACAUUGUAGGAUUUUUAAUGAAUUUAUUUGCAAAUUAUGGUGGAAAAUAAGUAUUUGGUCACCUACAAACAAGCAAGAUUUCUGGCUCUCACAGACCUGUAAUUUCUUCUUUAAGAGGCUCCUCUGUCCUCCACUCGUUACCUGUAUUAAUGGCACCUGUUUGAACUUGUUAUCAGUAUAAAAGACACCUGUCCACAACCUCAAACAGUCACACUCCAAACUUCACUAUGGCCAAGACCAAAGAGCUGUCAAAGGACACCAGAAACACAAUUGUAGACCUGCACCAGGCUGGGAAGACUGAAUCUGCAAUAGGUAAGCAGCUUGGUUUGAAGAAAUCAACUGUGGGAGCAAUUAUUAGGAAAUGGAAGACAUACAAGACCACUGAUAAUCUCCCUCGAUCUGGGGCUCCACGCAAGAUCUCACCCCGUGGGGUCAAAAUGAUCACAAGAACGGUGAACAAAAAUCCCAGAACCACACGGGGGGACCUAGUGAAUGACCUGCAGAGAGCUGGGACCAAAGUAACAAAGCCUACCAUCAGUAACACACUACGCCGCCAGGGACUCAAAUCCUGCAGUGCCAGACGUGUCCCCCUGCUUAAGCCAGUACAUGUCCAGGCCUGUCUGAAGUUUGCUAGAGUGGAUGAUCCAGAAGAGGAUUGGGGGAAUGUCAUAUGGUCUGAUGAAACCAAAAUAGAACUUUUUGGUAAAAACACAACUCGUCGUGUUUGGAGGACAAAGAAUGCUGAGUUGCAUCCAAAGAACACCAUACCUACUGUGAAGCAUGGGGGUGGAAACAUCAUGCUUUGGGGCUGUUUUUCUGCAAAGGGACCAGGACGACUGAUCCGUGUAAAGGAAAGAAUGAAUGGGGCCAUGUAUCGUGAGAUUUUGAGUGAAAACCUCCUUCCAUCAGCAAGGGCAUUGAAGAUGAAACGUGGCUGGGUCUUUCAGCAUGACAAUGAUCCCAAACACACCGCCCGGGCAACGAAGGAGUGGCUUCGUAAGAAGCAUUUCAAGGUCCUGGAGUGGCCUAGCCAGUCUCUAGAUCUCAACCUCAUAGAAAAUCUUUGGAGGGAGUUGAAAGUCUGUGUUGCCCAGCGACAGCCCCAAAACAUCACUGCUCUAGAGGAGAUCUGCAUGGAGGAAUGGGCCAAAAUACCAGCAACAGUGUGUGAAAACCUUGUGAAGACUUACAGAAAACGUUUGACCUGUGUCAUUGCCAACAAAGGGUAUAUAACAAAGUAUUGAGAAACUUUUGUUAUUGACCAAAUACUUAUUUUCCACCAUAACUUGCAAAUAAAUUCAUUAAAAAUCCUACAAAUGUGAUUUUCUGGAAAAAAUAUUCUCAUUUUGUCUGUCAUAGUUGACGUGUACCUAUGAUGAAAAUUAUAGGCCUCUCUCAUCUUUUUAAGUGGGAGAACUUGCACAAUUGGUGGCUGACUAAAUACUUUUUUUCCCCACUGUACAAUGCUAUUUUACAGUAAACAAAUUGACAACAGACUGUCAGCACGCUUAUAGGGAAGGACAUUCAACAAGCACAGCACUUACACAAAUUACUGAUGAUUGGCUGAGAGGAAUUUAUGAUAAAAAGAUUGUGGGGGCUGUUUUGUUAGACAUCAGUGCAGCUUUUGACAUUAUCGAUCAUAAACUCGACAUAAAUAAUUUGUAAAAAUCCAAAUAACUUCACAGAUCUUCAUUGUAAAGGGUUUAAACACUGUUUCCCAUGCGUGUUCAAUGAACCAUAAACAAUUAAUGAACGUGCACCUGUGUAACGGUCGUUAAGACACUAACAGCUUACAGACGGUAGGCAAUUAAGGUCACAGUUAUGAAAACUUAGGACACUAAAAUAGGCCUUUCUACUGACUCUGAAAAACACCAAAAGAAAGAUGCCCAGGGUCCCUGCUCAUCUGCGUGAACGUGCCUUAGGCAUGCUGCAAGGAGGCAUGAGGACUGCAGAUGUGGCCAGGGAAAUAAAUUGCAAUGUCCGUACUGUGAGACGCCUAAGACAGCGCUACAGGGAGACAGGACGGACAGCUGAUCGUCCUCGCAGUGGCAGACCACGUGUAACAAUACCUGCACAGGAUCGGUACAUCCGAACAUCACACCUGCGGGACAGGUACAGGAUGGAAACAACAACUGCCCGAGUUACACCAGGAACGCACAAUCCCUCCAUCAGUGCCCAGACUGUCCGCAAUAGGCUGAGAGAGGCUGGACUGAGGGCUUGUAGGCCUGUUGUAAGGCAGGUCCUCACCAGACAUCACCGGCAACAACAUCGCCUAUGGACACAAACCCACUGUCGCUGGACCAGACAGGACUGGCAAAAAGUGCUCUUCACUGACAAGUCGCGGUUUUGUCUCACCAGGGGUGAUGGUCGGAUUUGCGCUUAUCGUCAAAGGAAUGAGUGUUACACCGAGGCCUGUACUCUGGAGCGGGAUCGAUUUGGAGGUGGAGGGUCCGUCAUGGUCUGGGGCGGUGUGUCACAGCAUCAUCGGACUGAGCUUGUUGUCAUUGCAGGCAAUCUCAACGCUGUGCGUUACAGGGAAGACAUCCUCCUCCCUCAUGUGGUACCCUUCCUACAGGCUCAUCCUGACAUGACCCUCAAGCAUGACAAUGCCACCAGCCAUACUGCUCGUUCUGUGCGUGAUUUCCUGCAAGACAGGAAUGUCAGUGUUCUGCCAUGGCCAGCGAAGAGCCCGGAUCUCAAUCCCAUUGAGCACGUCUGGGACCUGUUGGAUCGGAGGGUGAGGGCUAGGGCCAUUCCCCCCAGAAAUGUCAGGGAACUUGCAGGUGCCUUGGUGGAAGACUGGGGUAACAUUUCACAGCAAGAACUGGCAAAUCUAGUGCAGUCCAUGAGGAGGAGAUGCACUGCAGUACUUAUACAGCUGGUGGCCACACCAGAUCCUGACUGUUACUUUUGAUUUUGACCCCCACUUUGUUCAAGGACACAUUAUUCAAUGUCUGUUAGUCACGUCUGUGGAACUUGUUCAGUUUAUGUCUCAGUUGUUGAAUCUUGUUAUGUUCAUACAAAUAUUUACACGUUAUGUUUGGUGAAAAUAAACGCAGUUGACAGUGAGAGGAUGUUUCUUUUUUUGCUGAGUUUAGUCUGCUGCAGGAAAAACCUAUGUGUUAUGGCUUUACACCCCCUGCUAUAUUGUGGAUAAAGAGUUACCUGUCUAACAGAACACAGAGGGCGUUCUUUAAUGGAAGGCUCUCCAACAUAAUCCAGGUAGAAUCAGGAAUUCCCCAGGGCAGCUGUCUAGGCCCCUUACUUUCUUCAAUCUUUACUAACGACAUGCCAGUAAAGCCAGUGUGUCUAUGUAUGCGGAUGACUCAACACUAUACACGUCAGCUACUACAGCAAGUGAAAUGACUGCAACACUUAUCAAAGAGCUGCAGUUAGUUUCAGAAUGGGUGGCAAGGAAUAAGCUAGUCCUAAAUAUUUCAAAAACUAAAAGUAUUGUAUUUGGGACAUAUCAUUCACUAAACCCUAAACCUCAACUAAUCUUGUAAUAGAUCAUGUGGAAAUUGAGCAAGUUGAGGUGACUAAACUGCUUGGAGUAACCCUGGAUUGUAAACUGUCAUGGUCAAAACAUAUUGAUACAGUAGCUAAGAUGGGGAGAAGUCUGUCCAUAAUGAAGCGCUACUCUACCUUCUUAACAGCACUAUCAACAAGGCAGGUCCUACAGACUCUAGUUUUGUCGGACCUGGACUACUGUUCAGUCGUGUGGUCAGGUGCCACAAAGAGAGACUUCAGAAAAUUGCAAUUGGCUCAGCACGGCUGGACCUUGGAUGUACACAGAGAGCAAACAUUAAUAAUAUGCAUGUCAAUAUCGCCUGGCUCAAAGUAGAGGGGAGAUUGACUUCAUCACUACUUGUAUUUGUGAGAGGUAUUGACAUGUUAAAAGCACCGAGCUGUCUGUUUAAACGAUUAACACACAGCUCAGACACCCAUGCAUACCCCACAAGACAUGCCACCAGAGGUCUCUUCACAGUCCCCAAGUCCAGAACAGACUAUGGGAGGCGCACAGUACUACAUAGAGCCAUGACUACAUGGAACUCUAUUCCACAUCAGGUAACUGAUGCAAGCAGUACAAUCAGAUUGAAAAAAAACAAUAAAAAUACACCUUAUGGAACAGCGGGGACUGUGAAGUAACACAAACAUAGGCACAGACACAUGCAUACACACACAUGAUAACAUACGCACUAUACACACACGUACACAUGGAUUUUGUGUUGUGGAUAUGUGGUAGUGGAGUAGGGGCCUGAGGGCAAACACUUAGUGUGUUGUGAAUUCUGUAAUGAAUUUAUUGUAAUGUUUUUUAAAUUGUAUAACUGCCUUAAUUUUGCCGGACCCCAGGAAGGUGAUGUGAUUGAGGUAUCACAAUUAUCACAAAUAUUAUUUAAUAAUUGGAGAAAACACACAGUGAGUGUCAACACAUUAAAACAAGGUUAUAUUGCAUAAUUACAUUUGACAUUACAUUUUAGUCAUUUAGCAGACGCUCUUAUCCAGAGCGACUUACAGUUAGUGCAUAGAUUUUCAUACUGGCCCCUGUGGGAAACCCACAACCCUGGCGUUGCAACCGCCAUGCUCUACCAACUGAGCUACAGGGGACUCAUAAUAAUGGGUUUCACAAACGCAUCAUCCUCAACAAAGCAACAUAAUACAGCAGCAGAACAAACAUGACCUAGGGCUCUAUUCAAUCUGUAUCGCUGAAGCGUUACAGAUAGCACGCUAGAAAUGUAAAGGUAAUUUCCUAUUGAGCAGUCAUCUGCAGCUAACGCGGGAACAUUGCAUUUCAAUCACGCUGUAACGCUGAAUUUCUGCGACACGGAUUGAAUACAGCCCCUACUCUUAAGUGCCACAAACUGCUUACAGGGUAAGGAAACCUAUGUGAUAUAUUUUUAUUUGGGUGAACUAUCCCUUUAAGUGCCACACAUAGCCCAGGUUUGAUACAAAGUGCAAGUAUAGCGUAACAACACAACAUAAUACACACUGGAAUAGACCUACAGUAGGUGAAAGGAGAUACAGUCAGCUCUCCCUUUAGAAGAAGACGGAGAGGGAAGAAGAACCUAUGGGAGUAGAAUCAAGCUACAUCCUGAUUCUCCACCCUUUUCCAGAAGUGUGCACUUGCACACUCCCCGUCAUGAAUUUAAAAGCAUAAGUGUUGGCUGGAAGCAGUUUCCACCAUUGUAAAAUCCAUAGAAAAAGUGCGCAAGUGCAUACUUCGGUAGAUGGGUGGAGUUUCUGAGGGGACAUGUGUAUGGGACGGAGUGAAAAGUGCUGGUAAGAGUUACCAUGAUAAAGGCUAAGUUACACUGAAUGGAUCAGCUCAGAGCAGCCCAGCCCUCUCUACAGACUAGCCUAUCUAGUCCGCCUUCUUGGGCCUGACCCGGGUCACUGGCUCCAUCUGGCCAGAGUCAGACACAUCGUAGCUGGUCUUGUACUUAGCCAGGAUCUUCAUCAGGGGAUGAAGCUUCAACCACCACUGUUCCUUAGGGAUCCUGUGGCUACACACACACACACACACACACACACACAGAGAGAAAGAGAGAUAAGAGACACACACAUACUGUGUAUGAGAGACCAAAAAGACGGGUGGACGUUGUAUUUAGGAUUAGUCAGUCAUAUUGAAUAGAUCAUUGUACUAUCUUCUCAUUAUGUGCUACUAUGGAGGUCUACACAGAAAAAUUACUAUCUCUCUCAUUUGAAGAACAGUCAUUGGUUGAAAGCCUAAAUGGGUGUCUGUCUGUCUGUGUGUGUAAGUGCUGUGCCUGAAGGUACUGUAAAUGUUGUCUUACGCAAAGUCUGUCUCAUCUUUCAGAUGCACCACUGGUUGGAAGGCCAUGGUUCUGCGACGCAUCCCCAGCAAACAGGCCGUGUCCUCUGUGUUAGCAAACACUUUCCCUGCAUGGUGAGGGAAUAUAGUCAACACACAUUUAUUUAUGUCCCAAUUGACACCAUAUUCCCAAUAUAGUGCACUACUUUUGACUAGAGAGCCCUAUGGGCCAUUGUCAAAAGUAGUGCACCAAUUAAGGGAUUGGGUGCCAUUUGGGUACAUGUACUGUACCGUCUUUAUAGGACUCCUUUAGCUUUCUUGAAAUCCACUGAAUUGCUUUUGCUGCAAUCUUCGUUCCAAAGUUCCUGUCAAAUGGAGAAGGAGCGCCUCCCUUUGGAAAUAAAUAAAAACAAAUUAUCUGUUUUACUCAGGUCAGGUUCAUGGGUUAGGGUUGUAGUAGGCUAAUUUGUGUGUGCGCGUGCAUGUGUAAUGAACUAACCAUACCUGCUGCAUAUGUCCAAGCACGUUCUUCCUGCAGUCAAACACUCCUUUCCCCUCCUCAGAGUACAGUUGGUUGAUGAAAUCUGUGGUGAAGUUCUCGUUGGAGUUCUCAUUCCUG